AACAGCCCUGCAGCCUUUAAAGCAGCAUUUCAGUAUAGAGGGAGGCAGGCAGGCACUGCAGGACCAGGAAGGCUUGAGCACAGAAGCUGAGGGACUUUACAGAGCGGUGUUAAAGAUGGCUGAAAGCACAGACAUGUCGCUUCUUGAGGAGGCCUUCAAGAAGUUUUCCAUCCAUGGCGACACCAAGGCCACUGGCAAGGAACUGAACGGCAAGAACUGGGCCAAGCUGUGCAAGGACUGUAAAAUCAUCGACGGCAAAUCUGUCACCAGCACCGACGUAGAUAUCGUCUUCUCCAAAGUGAAAGCUAAGACUGCCCGCGUGAUCACCUUCGAGGAGUUCAAGAAGGCUCUGGUGGAGCUGGGACCAAAGAGGUUCAAAGGGAAGAGCAAAGAGGAGGCCGUGAGCUCCAUAUACAAGCUGAUUGAAGGCAAGGAGCCCGCCAACGUGGGGGUUACGAAAAUCACAAAGAAGGGUGGAGUGGACAGGCUGACGGAUGUGUCCAAAUACACGGGAUCACACAAGGAGCGGUUUGAUGAGAGCGGCAAAGGAAAAGGCAAAGGAGGCCGAGAGGACCUGGUGGAAAACACUGGAUACGUGGGCUCGUACAAGAACGCCGGCACUUACGAUGAAAAACUGCAGGAAAAAUAGCCUGGAGCACUCGUCAUCCAGCCACUGCUGUUUGUGUGAAAAUCUGCAGUAACACUUAACAGAUGCAUUAUUGUUAUUGUUAUGUAUAACUAUGACCGUAGACAAUAUGCAGAUAAAUACCAGCUUAUAGAGGAAGGGAUGGGUUUACUGAGCUUCUGCUCCUGUGCAGUCUUUUUUGUAUGGCUGAGAUUAAAUCAAUGUUUAUGGCGCCACCAUAUCCAUGCUUUAUAAUGGAUAUGGCACUGCCAUCAUUUUGAUUUAAUUCAGGCCUGACAUGGAUGGGCAAUUUAUCGACCAGCUCUUUGUGCCAACCAUAUUCUUAAUUGUUUAAUUCAAUGCUAUUCCACUCCAGGUUUAACAGGUCAAAUUAUAUAAUGAACUACUUCAGGGUCUGGAUGGAAGUUUAAUUGGUUCAAUUAAACAAUUUAGAACAGGGUUGGAACAAAGACCAGGAGUGGAAGGGUCAACGUUGGACACACCUGGUUUGAUUCAACCAAUUAAACCCCCAUCCAGGACCUCAAGCAGUUUAUUAUAAGAAUGGCCCUUUGGGACUGAAGUUGUCCAAGCCUGCUCUAUGACAAACAUACAUUUUUAAAUAAAUGAACACUGUUAGGAAACAACUCAUUUGCAGGUAAAACCCUUUCAAUGAAUGCUGGGCACAUGACCACAAGCUCAGUAAAGCUGGCUGGAAUAUGUCUUAAAGAGUUUAAAGAUGAUUUCUUUGUUUCUGUUUUUCCGAGAUGCACAGAAUUCCUUGAUGCCUCUCAAUGUAACGUUCUUACCAAACUUCUGUAUCUUUAGCAUCUCUUAAAUGGUUUUCAGCUUUAUAUAUUUCUGUUGUGAGGAUUGCCAGUCGAUAGCACAGAAAUUGGAACUAGCACGAUAAUAAGGAUCUCUGUUUUGCAUUUAGCAGACUCUCUCUUUUUGACUUUGCUUCAAAGCUUUGACAGACUUGGGGAGGGAGGUGUCUGGCAAGUCAAUACAUCAAUCAGGACAUUAGAAUUUAGCUUUGAUCAUAAACAGUUCAAGAAACACAAAUAAAUAAAUUAAAAAAUCCUGUCGCCACAAAAUUUAGAGCAACAGCUGUCAAAUGAAAGGCAAAACUGGAACUGCUGAACAUUUGAAGUAAAAACAUGAAAUGAGAGCAAUUAAAGAACGAUCACCCAACAGCAGCUUCGAUGAUUGCUGGAUAACUGGUUAAUUGCUAAAGGUCUGAUUCGGACACAAUCAUUCUUCUUUAUCUUAGAAUGGGAUGUCCAGGUGUCCGGAAUCGAAACUCUUAACCUCUCAAAAUUUGAGUUCGUAUACCGCAACGAGAGGACAAGCGUUACGAUUCAUAAGAGGGAGCACAACAACAUUUUCGACUCGAACCAUCUAAAUAAAGUGCAACAUUAUAUAUAGAGAGAGAGAGAGAUUGAGAGAUUUCAAUUGUAUUGUUGCUCACCUUUCUGAAAGUUCUUCAAAUGGUCACCCAGCGUCCGUGGAUUUCAUUGAAGAUAUUCAAAAUAUGGCGCUCGAUGAUGUCGUCAUUAAGGCACGUCGUCACCGCUUUUUCGGCUUAUAAAGUACGCAUGCUCACACUUCUGUCCUGAGAGAACUACCCUCUGCUGUUUUAUGUACUUGUAAAGAGGCUGUUUCGGAACAUUUUGUACCGGAAUGGUAUCAGAAGGGUUCCGGAACGACAGUGUAAAUACACCUUUUGUCUGUUUUGUUUUUGUUUAUUUUGACAUUUUAAAAGUGAUAAAAACCGUUCCUACAUUGAGCUACAUCCACAAGGAUUACAGCACAUGUCACAGAAGAAGACAUAUUUACUGUACAUAAACAAAGAGUAGAUGGCAAACGUUUUUGUGAUUGAAAUGGAGUUCGCGUUAUCCUUCCAAACAAACCAUAAACAAGAUCUUCAUUGGGCAGCAGAAAUUGCAGUUUGUUUUUAAAAUCCUUUUUUUUCUUCAGCUGAGGGAAAACAAAGCCAGGAGUGGCUUUAAACAUGGUUCCAGGAGACCACCGGGAGACCUAGUUUGAGGCAACUUUGCUGUAUCAAACCCCAAGUAUCUCCUGGUGUACAUGCAGUGCACUGAAACCUAGUCUCCUGAAACCACAAGCCACAAAGAGGCAUUGUGUUCCCUCAGAUUUAAACUUCUUUUCAAUUCAGAUUAUUUAUUUCUUUGUAAAAAAAAUAAAAAUAAAAUACAAAAAAUACAAACAAAAAAAAAUGUAAACAACCUAUCCUGUGUUUUCUAGAGAUGUGUAACAUGGACAGUAAUUACAUGAAUAAAACUGCAUUCAUAAAAGUA
Messenger RNA from Acipenser ruthenus (sterlet), 2943 nucleotides. Its product is annotated as tubulin polymerization-promoting protein family member 3-like. NCBI's taxonomy places the organism in Eukaryota, Metazoa, Chordata, Actinopteri, Acipenseriformes, Acipenseridae. Gene Ontology annotation, molecular function: tubulin binding. Gene Ontology annotation, biological process: microtubule bundle formation; positive regulation of protein polymerization; microtubule polymerization. Gene Ontology annotation, cellular component: microtubule. Bases 116 to 649 code for a protein of 177 amino acids. The transcript has 4 exons. The record is from RefSeq and is a predicted model, not a curated record.